Drosophila navojoa is the source of this 3799-nucleotide messenger RNA. RefSeq names its product ATP-dependent RNA helicase l(1)G0007 (gene Prp16). Gene Ontology annotation, molecular function: RNA binding; ATP binding; 3'-5' RNA helicase activity. Lineage: Eukaryota; Metazoa; Arthropoda; Insecta; Diptera; Drosophilidae. Gene Ontology annotation, cellular component: intracellular anatomical structure. The record is from RefSeq and is a predicted model, not a curated record.
UCCACCUCUAUUCUGAAACGCGCUCGGUACGUUUUGUGGAAACAAAAGAUAACUUAAUAAACGCGAAGUAAUAGCAUGUCCGAGGAUGAUGCAGGCGUGCAUCGCUUGGAGGGCACCUCUGGCCAGGAGCAGCGUGGCGGCCUGGUGCUCAAAAAGCCCAAAGACAGCGACAAUAAGAGCCCCAGCUUUAAGGUGCCGAAAGGUUCGGUUCUGGGCCUAGACAAGCUAGCGGCCAAGCGACGUGCUGAAAAAGCGCGCCUGAUCUCCUUUCAGGACAAUGAGUACGAUGACGGCGGUACACCUUCUAGCUCAGCCAACGCCUCUACGCCCGUCAGCGAAUUUGCCUUCAAGAAGCCCGACACGAAGAGCUUCGAGAAGCUCAGCCGGCAGCUACGCGAGCACAAAGACGAGACGCCAUCGUACACGGGCGGCGUCUCUGAGAAGGCCAGAGAGCGGCUGCGCGAGCACAUCCAAAGGGAUCGGGAUCGCCAUAAAGGCGCUGUUCGUAAAUCGACGCGCGAUGACUCAGAUGGCAAGCGGGAUCGCGACAGGGUGAGAGACAGAGACAGAGAUAGAGAGCGUGAGCGGGAUAGACAGCGUCGCGGCGAUGAGAGGCGCAAGCGAGCACGAGAACAGGACCAGGAGCUCUACAAAGAUGGCAGACGAAGAGAUAGGGACCGAGAUCGAGAUCGCAACCGAGAUCGCUCGGCGUCGGUGCGCAGCGUGAACACACCUAGAGAGCCUGGUACACCAGGUGGAGGUGUCUCCGGCAGCUCCUGGGAUGAUGACGAUGGCGAGACCAGCAGCGGACGCAAAUCCGACUGGGACUUCCCCACACCACGCGGCGCUGGCUCCGGCUAUGGCAGUAGCUCCAGUUUCGGCGAUAGGUCCGUGCGAGACAGCAGUCGCAGCCGGUAUGCCGAUGACACGACCCGUGCCACGCCCGCACAUCGUUACAAUCAGUGGGCGCACGAUCGCAAGCGAAGCGGCGCAACGCCCUGGGCCGAAGAUGCCGAGCUGCGUGAUAUGUGGGAAGAGGAGCAGCGACGCCUCGACCGUGAAUGGUAUAACAUAGACGAGGGCUACGAUGACGAGAACAAUCCGUUUGGCGGCAGCAAUGCCGAUUACUUUCGACGUCGCGAAGAGCAGCUGGAGCAGAAGCGCAAGAAGCGCAUCAGCGCCCAGCAGCGGCAGAACAAUCGUGACAACGAGCUGUGGGAGCGUAAUCGCAUGUUAACCUCCGGCGUUGUCACCUCCAUAAAUGUGAGCGAUGACUUCGAUGAGGAGGCGCUGGAGCGAGUGCAUUUGCUGGUGCAUCAUAUAGUGCCACCGUUUCUGGACGGCCGCAUCGUGUUCACCAAGCAGCCGGAACCGGUGGUGCCCGUCAAGGAUCCCACCUCGGAUAUGGCUCUGCUGGCACGAAAGGGCAGCCUGCUGGUGCGCAACUUUCGGGAGCAAAAGGAGCGCCGCAAGGCCCAGAAGAAACACUGGGACCUGGGCGGCACCAAGCUGGGCAACAUUAUGGGCGUGCAGCGGCCGCAGGACGAGGACGAUGCCAAAUUCGACAAGGACAACGACACUGCCGAUUAUCGCAAGGAUCAGAAGUUCGCCGAUCACAUGCGCGACAUGCAGGACAACAAGGGCAAAAGCGACUUCUCGCGCAAGAAAACAAUCGGCGAACAGCGUCGCUUCCUGCCCGUCUUCGCCUCACGCCAGGAGCUGCUCAAUGUUAUACGCGAGAACUCUGUGGUCAUUAUUGUGGGUGAAACAGGCAGCGGCAAGACCACACAGCUCACCCAGUAUUUGCACGAGGAUGGCUACAGCAAGCGUGGCAUGAUCGGCUGCACCCAGCCGCGUCGUGUUGCCGCCAUGUCGGUGGCCAAACGCGUCUCCGACGAGAUGGGCACCCAGCUGGGCGAGGAUGUCGGCUAUGCUAUACGAUUCGAGGACUGCACGUCCGAGCGCACCGUUAUCAAGUACAUGACCGAUGGCAUCUUGUUGCGCGAGAGCCUGCGCGAUCCGGACCUGGACAGCUAUUCGGCUAUCAUUAUGGACGAGGCGCACGAGCGUUCGCUCUCAACGGACGUGCUCUUCGGAUUGCUGCGUGAGAUUGUGGCACGGCGUCAUGACCUGAAACUGAUUGUCACAUCCGCCACCAUGGACUCGACCAAGUUUGCCACGUUCUUCGGCAAUGUGCCAACAUUCACCAUACCCGGCCGGACAUUUCCGGUGGAUGUGAUGUUCAGCAAGAAUGCGUGCGAGGAUUACGUGGAGUCGGCUGUGAAGCAGGCGCUCCAGGUGCACUUGACGCCGAAUGAGGGCGACAUGCUGAUCUUUAUGCCCGGCCAGGAGGACAUCGAGGUCACGUGCGAGGUGCUGGAGGAGCGUCUGAGCGAGAUCGAUAAUGCACCCCAGCUGAGCAUCUUGCCCAUCUACUCGCAGCUGCCGUCCGAUCUGCAGGCGAAGAUCUUUCAAAAGUCCGCUGAUGGCGUACGCAAAUGCGUGGUGGCCACCAAUAUAGCGGAGACAUCGCUGACGGUGGACGGCAUCAUCUAUGUCAUUGACUCCGGCUACUGCAAGCUGAAGGUCUACAAUCCGCGCAUUGGCAUGGACGCCCUGCAAAUCUAUCCCAUUUCGCAGGCGAAUGCCAAUCAGCGUUCGGGUCGUGCCGGACGUACAGGUCCUGGCCAGGCUUUCCGCCUCUACACACAGCGCCAGUACAAGGACGAAUUGCUGCCGCUGACCGUGCCCGAAAUCCAGCGCACCAAUCUGGCCAAUACGGUGCUGCUGCUCAAAUCCCUGGGCGUGGUCGAUCUGCUGCAGUUCCAUUUCAUGGAUCCCCCGCCGCAGGACAACAUCCUGAACUCCCUGUACCAGCUGUGGAUAUUGGGCGCACUGGAUCACACAGGUGCCUUGACCACGCUGGGCCGACAAAUGGCCGAGUUCCCACUGGAUCCGCCCCAGUGUCAGAUGCUCAUCGUGGCCUGCCAAAUGGAGUGCAGCGCCGAGGUGCUAAUCAUUGUAUCCAUGCUAUCCGUGCCAUCCAUAUUCUAUCGCCCCAAGGGACGGGAGGAGGAGGCGGAUGGCGUGCGUGAGAAGUUCCAGGUGCCCGAAUCGGAUCACUUGACCUACCUCAAUGUCUAUCUGCAGUGGAAGCAGAACAGCUAUAGCUCCACGUGGUGCAACGAGCACUUCAUACACAUUAAGGCCAUGCGCAAGGUGCGCGAGGUGCGCCAGCAGCUGAAGGACAUUAUGACACAGCAGAAGAUGAACGUCAAGUCGUGCGGCACCGAUUGGGACAUUGUGCGCAAGUGCAUCUGCUCCGCCUACUUCUAUCAGGCGGCACGGCUCAAGGGCAUCGGCGAGUAUGUGAAUCUGCGCACGGGCAUGCCCUGCCAUUUGCAUCCCACAUCGGCACUGUACGGGCUGGGCACCACACCCGACUAUGUCGUCUACCAUGAGCUGAUCAUGACCGCCAAGGAGUAUAUGCAGUGCGCCACCGCUGUCGAUGGCUACUGGCUGGCGGAGCUCGGUCCGAUGUUCUUCUCGGUGAAGGAGACGGGACGCAGCGGACGCGACAAAAAGAAACUGGCCGCCGAGCAUCUCAAGGAGAUGGAGGAGCAAAUGUUGCAGGCCCAGCACGAGAUGGAGGAGCGCAAACAGCUGGCCGCCCAGCGUGAGGAGCAGCUGGCGGGCAAGCAGGAGAUCGCAACGCCAGGCAAUGCAACGCCACGCCGCACGCCCGCUCGCAUCGGCCUCUAAAAAUCAACAAUAAUAAUAAUUAAUACUUUUUAUUGCU